Molecule: messenger RNA, 1168 nt
Organism: Neofelis nebulosa (Clouded leopard)
Lineage: Eukaryota; Metazoa; Chordata; Mammalia; Carnivora; Felidae
Product: CD209 antigen-like protein E
Exons: 8
Coding region: 99-863 (254 amino acids)
Source: RefSeq, a predicted model, not a curated record
CCUGAAUCGGGGAGGAAUGUUCCUGAGGAGGGGCUGCUGGGGCAGCACGUGGGGUUAUAAAAACCACCGCGUGGAGGGGAGCCGGAGAGAAGAGGAGGAUGGCGGAGAUGUGUGACCCCAAGGAGCCGGAUGACCCGGAGGUGGAGGUGUUUGGGAACCAGAGACUGGCUAAGAAAUAUACCGGCCUGCUCAGGAGCUCACGGAGCCUGCCAGGGUGUCUGACCCAGGCCCACCUGCCUCUGCUGCUGCUUCUCGUCUCUCUGGGCUUCUUCAUGCUCCUGGUGACCACUCUGGUUCAAGUCUCCAGGAUCCACCAAUCCCUGCAGAGAGACACAGGGGACCAUCGGGAGAGGAACCAUCAGGAGAGCCCCGGCCUCGGGGAUGUUUCUCAGGCCCAGAAACCAUCAUCCCUGGAGGAGAUACUCCAGCAGCUGACCUGGAUGAAUGCCACCCUGGCUGGCCUGUGCCGCCACUGCCCCUGGAAAUGGGAACUUUUCCAGGGAAGCUGCUACUUCUUCUCCCUGACCCAGAACACCUGGAAAGAGUCCAUUGCCGCGUGUCAGAACAUGAGGGCCCAGCUGGUGGUCAUCAACAGCACUGAGGAGCAGAAAUUUCUGAAGUCUUGGAAUACGAAAAAUAGCCAGCGCACAUGGAUCGGCCUCAGUGACCACCACAAUGAGGGUUCUUGGAGAUGGGUGGACGACACUCCCCUCCAACUCAGCUUCUGGAAAGAAGGGGAACCCAACAACCACGGGGAUGAGGACUGUGUGGAAUUGUACAGUGACGGCUGGAAUGACAACAGAUGUAGUACAGAAAACUUCUGGAUCUGUAAGAAGCCCUCGUCCCCCUGCCCGGGCCUCUGAGGGCCAGUGCUCCCCGUGCCCCACCCCGUCUCCAGAGAUCAGGCAACGAGCUCAUGCAUGCAUGCUGCUCGUUUCUCUCAGGCUUCAUUCUUUCUGCUUCUCCUGCUGGUGGACUCCCAUCCUUCUCCUGCAUGGAGGUCUUUAAGAUCCUGAGAGAGAUUCCGAGACCCCCUUCUCCUCUAAGAUCUGUCCCUUUGUAGGCUGUAGACGUCUCCCUUCUUCUGUUGAUGGUCUCAGCCCCUCUCCAACACCCCCCAUGACAUCCCCUUAAUAAAGUCACACACUGCAUUAUGUGUUCCAUUGAA